Molecule: messenger RNA, 306 nt
Organism: Rangifer tarandus platyrhynchus (Svalbard reindeer)
Lineage: Eukaryota; Metazoa; Chordata; Mammalia; Artiodactyla; Cervidae
Source: the annotation of a GenBank genome assembly
AUGGCCAAAGGCCACUGGGUUAUGCCCAUCACCCCAGUGGGGAAUCAGCCAGUGACCAGCUAUGAGGAAGCACCCCAGGCAUGCUGUAUGACAGGAUAUGUGUGUGGGAUGAGAUCUUUGCCCCUGACUCAUGCCUCACGCUACUCCUCCUUUUCUGAUUCUGGAUGGCAUCACUUUGGCACUCAUCCCCUAGUCUUUGUCAGUCUGAGUGGCCACAGAGGGGUGCAAACAGUGUAUCCGUUACCUUCUGAGUUCCUGAGAGGCGCCUUUAUUUACAUGCUGAUGUUCACCACAGCUACUCGUUGA